GCCACCGAACAACACGCGCAGUCGGCGCAGACAGGGGCUCAUCGCACCUCCUCUUCCCAAGCGCUAAAGCGCCGGCGCCGCCGCCCCGCGGUCGCCCUCCGACCUCCGCGGCCCCUUUCUGCUGGCCUGCACCUCUUCCGCCCUCGUCGGUCGCUGCUGCCCUGCUCCCUGCUCUCCUUCGCGGCCUCGCCUCGGAAUGCCAAGCAGCCGCCGGACGGCCGGAGCUAGGGUUUUGGCCAAAAAUCGCUAAAGCCACGGCGCCGGGCGGUUCGCCGUCAUCGUAUCUCUCAUCUCAUUCAGUGGACUGACACCAGGUUUGAAUGCUGGUUCUGCCACUGGACAGCAGUGGAGGUCAUCCCAAUGAUGAUGCGAGGUGGGAGGCUGAUGGGUUUGUCCUCUCAGGUUCUGGGCAUGAGGUGCUUCAGCACGGAGAUAUUUGUGAGCAGAUUAUCUUUUUAUACAACAGAGGAAGAGCUCAAUAAUGUCUUUUCAACAUUUGGCAAUGUAAAGGAAGCCCGACUUAUGAGAGAUUGCCAAACUGGAAGGAUGAAAGGAUUUGGUUUUGUCAAAUAUUCAUCGCAGGCAGAGGCGGAGAAAGCUGUUAAGGCAAUGGAUGGAAGGAUACUACGCGGAAGAUUGAUUUUUGUGGAGAUGGCCAAGGGACCCAAAAGCAAGUAGAAGACCCCCUCCAUUGCUUAAGAUGGACCAUUUUCUUCUCUAGCGGUUCUAGGCUUUUGGCUUUCACCCACAAGAUUGAUUCGUAAAGCUUAUAUUCCCAAAGUAUUACUGAAGCUGGUGUGCUUCAACUUGUUUGUUCGUGUCUUAACCUGAAACAUUUAACCUUGAAAAUAAGAAGCAUCUUCAGAUUGUCAUA
Messenger RNA from Panicum virgatum (switchgrass), 874 nucleotides. Its product is annotated as glycine-rich RNA-binding protein 4, mitochondrial-like. The record is from RefSeq and is a predicted model, not a curated record. The transcript is spliced from 5 exons. NCBI's taxonomy places the organism in Eukaryota, Viridiplantae, Streptophyta, Magnoliopsida, Poales, Poaceae. Gene Ontology annotation, molecular function: RNA binding. Gene Ontology annotation, cellular component: spliceosomal complex. Gene Ontology annotation, biological process: positive regulation of mRNA splicing, via spliceosome. Bases 361 to 678 code for a protein of 105 amino acids.